Ornithorhynchus anatinus (platypus) is the source of this 5340-nucleotide messenger RNA. It is a transcript of the gene FAM20B, whose product is annotated as FAM20B glycosaminoglycan xylosylkinase. Gene Ontology annotation, cellular component: Golgi apparatus. Gene Ontology annotation, biological process: protein phosphorylation. The record is from RefSeq and is a predicted model, not a curated record. The coding region runs from base 216 to 1445 and encodes 409 amino acids. The transcript has 8 exons. Lineage: Eukaryota; Metazoa; Chordata; Mammalia; Monotremata; Ornithorhynchidae. Gene Ontology annotation, molecular function: phosphotransferase activity, alcohol group as acceptor.
CCGCCGGAGGCAGCGCGGCCCCUGAGCGCGGCCGGGACGGACGGCGGAGGGGCGGCGCCGACGGAGCGCGCCGCGGACACCGGGGUCCGGCAGGAGGUCUAGGAGGGUGUCAGUGAUGAGACCAGCUAGCCCAGGAGGUAGCUGAUGGCCACCACCUUGCCCUGAUCAGAAAGAGAGAGAGACACUGAGUCAGGAGAGAAAGGAGAGUGGUCACCAUGAAGCUGAAGCAGCGAGUGGUGCUGCUGGCCAUCCUCCUGGUCAUCUUCAUCUUCACCAAGGUUUUUCUGAUCGACAACCUGGACACCUCAGCAGCCAACCGAGAAGACCAGCGGGCCUUUCACCGCAUGAUGUCAAGCCUCCGCGUGGAGCUGAACCCCCAGCUGGAUCACACGCUGCAGUCGCCUUGGGAGAUUGCCGCACAGUGGGUUGUGCCCCGAGAGGUAUAUCCCGAGGAGACCCCGGAGUUGGGGGCCGUCAUGCACGCGAUGGCCACCAAGAAGAUCAUCAAAGCCGACGUGGGCUAUAAGGGGACUCAGCUGAAAGCCUUGCUGAUUCUGGAAGGAGGGCAGAAAGUCGUCUUCAAACCUAAGCGGUAUAGCCGGGAUUAUGUGGUAGAAGGAGAGCCAUACGCCGGAUAUGAUAGACAUAAUGCAGAAGUAGCAGCCUUUCAUUUGGACAGGAUCUUAGGUUUCCGCCGAGCCCCUCUGGUGGUGGGCAGAUUUGUGAACCUGCGCACAGAGAUCAAACCCAUUGCCACAGAGCAGCUGCUCAGCACCUUCCUAACCCUAGGUAACAACACUUGUUUCUAUGGAAAGUGUUACUAUUGCCGAGAAACAGAGCCAGCCUGUGCAGAUGGAGACAUCAUGGAGGGAUCUGUCACCCUGUGGCUCCCGGACGUCUGGCCACUGCAGAAGCACCGACACCCCUGGGGCAGAACUUACCGAGAGGGCAAGCUGGCCAGGUGGGAAUACGACGAGAGCUACUGUGAAGCUGUGAAGAAGACCUCCCCCUAUGACUCUGGGCCGCGCCUUCUGGACAUCAUCGACACCUCUGUCUUUGACUACCUGAUUGGCAAUGCCGACCGCCAUCACUAUGAGAGCUUUCAAGACGAUGAGGGGGCCAGCAUGCUCAUCCUCCUCGAUAAUGCCAAAAGCUUUGGAAAUCCCUCGCUGGAUGAGAGAAGCAUUCUUGCCCCUCUCUAUCAAUGUUGCAUCAUCCGGGUCUCCACCUGGAACAGGCUGAGCUACCUGAAGAAUGGUGUGCUGAGAUCUGCCUUAAAAUCUGCCAUGUCCCAUGAUCCCAUUUCUCCAGUGCUGUCCGACUCCCACUUGGAUGCUUUGGAUCAACGGCUCAUGAGUAUCUUGGCAACUGUGAAGCAGUGCAUUGACCAGUUUGGAACAGACACCGUGCUGGUGGAGGACAGGAUGACCCUCUCCCACUUGUAAUUUUAUUGGGAAACAGAUGAAACUCCUUUUAACAAAUGAUAGAAAAACAGCACAAGCAAUUCCAAAUGGAAAUGGAUGGAUGGGAAGACUGAAAAAAAGCCGGCAGUAAACAUUGUGCGGGGGUACAGGGUAGCUUUGGGUUUCUUUGGUGUUUUUCCAUAAAGAGCAAAAGCUGUAACCAGAAGCUUUGGGGCAUUCGGGCAUCCCCACGUGGCCUUCUGACUUCCUCUGCAUUGGCCACUGUGAUGGGCCCGAUAGAGGCAGUGGGCAUCGCAGUCCAAUGCUGGUGGACUAAUGCAGCGGAGCGUCAAAUUUGGACAUGAAUCCGGAGAAUGGUCUGGAGAGGCCGUGUGAGUUGGGACCCUACAGGCCUUCCUUCCUUCUUUUCUUCCUUCCUUCCUUCUUUCCUUCCUUCCUUCUUUCCUUCCUUCCUUUCCUUCCUUCCUUCCCACCUUCCCUCCUUCCCUGGCCGCUGUCAGGGGGAAUUUUAGUUCACUCCACGAUGCCGUUUAACCAGCAGUGUGCUGAUUAAGGCAAGUGCAGCCUCUUAAAGAGGUGGCAGCAAGGGUGGCGUGGCGGUGAGGCAAACCGUGCACUAAGUUAAAACAUAGCUAGCACUCCCUAAUGGGGGUGGAAUUGUCUUUUUCCCCAAGUCUCCUUUCAAUAAAGGAGUCUGUGAGGGAGGGUGUGCUGCUCCACUAACCCCACAGAGAGCAGAGGCAGGAAAGCGUUCUGCCCCAGAAGCAGAUCAACUGCAGUGUUGAGGUGGGGGAGUUGUGGUUGCAUUGUAGCACUAGGAACAAUGGCUCAUUCAGUGCCUAAAGACGAAAGCAGGGUCCCCAAAACACUGCAUUUCAGUCCUUCAGGUCCAUAUAGACUAGACUGUUAUUAGGUCCAGAGCAGAAUCAUUGUUCUCAUGAUCAUGUGUCUGAAUUAACCAAAAAUCAUUUUGUGGGCUGCAUAAAAGUUGUCCCCAGUCCAUUCUUAAACUGGUGAGGGGCAGGGGAGGCAGCUGCUUUCAGGACGACCAAGAGCUGACUGCGGAAGAGGAACACGGUUGGUUACUACUGGCCUCUCCCGUCUCCUCCUGUCGGCUUUUUGCUCCCCUGCCAUCCUGGUUCUUGGGAAUGGAGCACUGAGGGGUAGUGAAGCUUCUGGGCUGAAGAAGCUGGCCAGGGUCUGCCUCUUGGACAGGCGGAUAGGUGUGUGGGUCUUCCAGCUGCUGGGUUUUACAGAAAAGGUGUGAAUAUGGUGGAGAGAAGGGUUUCAGUAAAAAUCUCCUGGACUUUCUGAACCUUUACAUUGUGUGCUUUGUGCCAUUUGUAACAUCAAGAUUCGGUGAUUUGGAAAUUGGUUUUGUUCUUUCUCUCCCAUCUCCAUUCUUCUUUCUUCCCAUUAUGUGCUCUUAGCCCACUGUAGAAUAUCCUGGUUCUGCCUCUGGCUUUUGAACCACAGCCGACUUGAAGUUGCUCUAAGCAAGGCUUACUCUUCUCUUCUGGGAAAAGGAGAGCAAUGUGUAAUUACGCGUGGGAGAUGAAUGGGAGAGCCCAACCCCGAGGAGACUAAACGUGUGGCACUUUUGCCUGUGUAUUUGUCCUCCAAGCUCCCUUUCUGCCUCUUGACCUUGAUGCAGAGGAAACCCAGGAGAUAAUGGAGCAGCAAAUGCUGGCCAAUCUGGGCCAGACUGAAGCAAACCAAACUCUUGCAACGGGUUUGGACUUGAGUUUAAAUUUUCUAAGAAUAUGGAAUCACCUGUAAUCUCUUUGCAGUAAUAGGGGAUUUGAACAUACCUGCCUCAGACAUGCAGAAGAAUGGAUUGAGUCACAAAAGGUAUCUUGAGUGUAAGAGUACGACAGUUGUAUGCACAGAAUACUUUAGUUCCUGGAAAGGGAGGAAAAAUGUAUUCCAGUAUCAGGACUCUCUUGACUUAUAUUCAGGGAAAGAUUAAUGGAAGUAUGAGAGUAACCAUGGACUGUGCAUGUCUUAAAAUUUCUCUGAAAGAACUACAGAUACUUAGCAGAAUCUCAGGAGAUCAUCCUCUGUGUGGUAAAUGCUCCCUUGAUAUCGUAUGCAGAUGUGAGAGGAAAGGGAAAAUAUUGGUCAAUGUCUUUUCAGACCCUCCUGCAGUUCUGAAUGGAAGUUUCCCUGAAACAGCAGAUUUCGUUCUGAAUGUGUAAGGCAAAAGACUCACUUUUUAAAGAAGAAGCAGGGGAGAGGUUGUUGAUCACCUUUGUUUCUAGUAAACUGCCUGGGGCUCGGCACAGAUCACAGUUAGAUUAAUAGGUCAUGCUGGAGUUGUACCAAUCGGUGGUUGUGAUAUGUAUUAUCUGGGAGAGGAGAGCAGAACAUGUUCUCAGUUAACACUGGAUUGGAAGGAGUCUUGGAAAAUCUGGCAUAGAGCUCAGCUAUGCAACCCUAAAUUUCAUCAACACCAAGAUCAGUUGGAAGAAAUGCAACUAAAAAAAGGUGAUUUAUGACACUCUGUCCUCUUUCUGAGUGGUUUCAUUUCAACUUCAAACACUAAACUUUGCUCCAAGUCCAUUGAGAGGAGGCUGUUCAGUCAGCCCUGAGGGGUAUGAGCAUCUGCCCAAUCCCAAAUCUAACACUCAGUGGAUUUGGAAUUAUUUAGAUGGGCAGGCAUAUUUUUUAGCAUUUUCCCAAACUGGAAAGAUGGGAUUAGAGGAUGUUCAUAUCUCUACUUUUGAAGCAUCCAUUCUGAAGUUUUGAAAGCUUUCCCCCGCCCCUCCCCCACCCAUUCCAGAAGUGUCAUUACUACAGGGUGUUUUAAGGGUGGAAAAAAAAAUCUGAGUAAUCUUGCCACAUAAACACAUUAAGGAGCCGAACCGGAUUUGCUCAUGGAUCAUUGCAUAAUGCCUCUUUGGUGCCAGAGAGUUAUCCUCUGCUAGUCAGUGUUGCUGGGUAAGUGCCCUGGAUUUCUUCAGAAAAGGCAAAGAAGGAAAGAAAGAGCUAUCCUGUUUGUUGUUAAAAUGAUCAAAUGUCCUGGUCAUUUUAGUCAUAUAUUAGUAGGAAAGAGCACAAGUGAUGGAUAAUAAAGAGCGCCUUUUUCUCCUGAAGUCAGCAUGACUCUUUUAAGGAGGUCAUGUUUUUCCUAAAGUUUCAUAAUAAUAAUGGUAUUUGAUAAGUGCUUACUAUGUGCCAAGCACUGUUCUAAGCACUGAAACCAUUCCCAUCCCAUCCUCCUAGCCCACACGAUCAUUCCCAUGGCCCUAUCCAAAUCUGAGGAACACCAGUGCUUAGCCACAAUUGAAAACAAUUAAGGUAUCCGAGCCCAGAUCAAAAGAGCAUGUUGCUGAAGGCUUCAGCAUUCAGGGAGAAGAGAAUCCCUUCAUUUCCUAAGGGUAUUGAUAGGGAGAACACAAAACUAAUUUGUUGCCAGAGGGGACCUGAACUAUAUUGCUGAAGCACUUGAAGUUAGACUAGUUAAAAUGCAUCUCCUGAGUUCCUGAGCUAGUUAAAUAGAUGAUUUCCUGCCUCCUUGAGGGAGCAAGUAGAUAAUUAGGUGACAGGAGGGUGCCGGGGAAGGGGAGCUACCUGGAAUCAACUCUGCCACAGGCUUUUAAUGAACUGAAGAAUCAUUCAGAAAGCAAAGAGAAAAAUAUUGGGAUGGGGCGGGGGGGCCUGGGGAUAAUUUAUUGAGAAGGUAACUUAUUCACUGUGGCAGCUUGGGAGGGGGAGAAGGUAGGACCCAGCUUCUGUUUUAAGCUGCCAAGGGGGAUUCAUUUUGGAGCUGCUGCACAAAUAGAGGUUGUUCUUGAUCAGAAGAGUUGCCAGCAAGAGCAACAAAAAGCAACCCUAACUUUAUAAAUGGUGUUCCACGGGUUUAAACUCUGAAUCAAGAAAUGUGAAGUGAAUAAAGAUUUUCAUAAGCACUGUU